Messenger RNA from Bombus pascuorum, 506 nucleotides. RefSeq names its product DNA-directed RNA polymerases I, II, and III subunit RPABC5 (gene Rpb10). The transcript is spliced from 3 exons. Bases 132 to 335 code for a protein of 67 amino acids. Lineage: Eukaryota; Metazoa; Arthropoda; Insecta; Hymenoptera; Apidae. Gene Ontology annotation, cellular component: RNA polymerase I complex; RNA polymerase III complex; RNA polymerase II, core complex. Gene Ontology annotation, molecular function: DNA binding; zinc ion binding; DNA-directed RNA polymerase activity. Gene Ontology annotation, biological process: transcription by RNA polymerase I; tRNA transcription by RNA polymerase III; transcription by RNA polymerase II. The record is from RefSeq and is a predicted model, not a curated record.
CGAGCAAUCGAGAAAGUGUGUUUUGCUACGUCUUUAUUACUAAGCAAGUGGAAUUUACGUUUAUUAACGACAAUAUCACUUUGAAACUAAAAAACUAAAAAAUCCGACUGCUUAAUCAAAUUAAAAACACGAUGAUUAUACCUGUACGUUGUUUUACGUGUGGGAAAGUGAUCGGUAAUAAGUGGGAAGCUUAUCUUGGUUUGUUACAGGCAGAAUACACUGAAGGUGAUGCUCUUGACGCAUUGGGUUUAAAACGAUACUGCUGCCGUAGAAUGCUUCUUGGACACGUAGAUUUAAUUGAGAAGCUUUUGAAUUACGCACCAUUAGAAAAAUAAAAAUUGCUACCCAAUUUCCGGGUCCAAAACCAACGUCCCAAUAAGUGACAGUUUCGACGAAUACAGGAAUUAAAAGUCCCAAUAUUGAAAAACAAAAUGCACCAAUUAGUCCAAUAAAGGGUUCGAUAGUUGGUACGAUCACAGCCAAUAAAACUAAAACAUAUAAACAGA